AUGAGUAACGAAAGGAGAUCGAAGCUCACCUAUCGGGAACACCCCGACGAUGCUUCAGACGCAGUGAAUGUAACGAGAAACCCGAUGAACUUCAGUGAAUACCAGUUAGUGAAUUUGGUUAGGAGAAUAGGAGUUGGUUACAGGUCAGUUGAAACCGUUCGAAGUCACUUAGUUAAGAUAGUUAGUUAUUCUGUUUUGACAAUUGGGAAACAAUGGCCAACUGUUAUGUUAAUGCAGGGGCUAGUUUUUUGUAGUUGGUUUUCUGUAUUAACAGUUAAGAAGUAUGGCAAUUCAGUUGUAAAUCGAUUAAGAGGGCUAUGCGAAUUUGGGAAGCAGGUGUUUAUUUGGAUCGAAUUUGUACAGGGUUGUCUUGACAUGAUUCAAUUGGCUCUUGGAGCUCGGGGAAGACUUUUGAAGGGAGCAAGAGAAGGUUAA
Messenger RNA from Vicia faba (fava bean), 435 nucleotides. Lineage: Eukaryota; Viridiplantae; Streptophyta; Magnoliopsida; Fabales; Fabaceae. The record is from the annotation of a GenBank genome assembly.